This is a messenger RNA of Diaporthe amygdali, 417 nucleotides long. RefSeq lists its product as uncharacterized. The coding region runs from base 1 to 417 and encodes 138 amino acids. Lineage: Eukaryota; Fungi; Ascomycota; Sordariomycetes; Diaporthales; Diaporthaceae. The transcript has 3 exons. The record is from RefSeq and is a predicted model, not a curated record.
AUGCUGACUGCACAACCCAUAGCCGCCCUGAAAAAGGAUAGGGCCAUUGCGUUGGCAAAAGGAGAGAACGAUGACGACCGGAACGCGGUGGUCGUGCGUUUGGAAGCAUCUAUGGCAGGAUCCGAAAUGCUGUAUAUAUCGAGAGGUCGAAAUGUGAUCGCGAAUGUGAAGUGCCGCUAUUUGGCGGUAUCACAUUUAUUCCCUCCUGCGAGCGCGAAUCGGAUCGAGGCUGCGAAGAAGUUGCUGAAACCAGAUAUCCCGGCGAAUCUCUACCAAUUGUAUGCCGCCCGGUGGCAGGCGCAGAACAUGAAGGCGUCAGCGACUUUCACCGGCGUCCGCGCCGAGCACGGCAAGUGGUAUAUAGGCACCGGUGGUGGCGAGCAGGAUGACAUGUUCUGUAUCAUCCGAGCUGCUUAA